Scleropages formosus (Asian bonytongue) is the source of this 1346-nucleotide messenger RNA. RefSeq names its product stimulator of interferon response cGAMP interactor 1 (gene sting1). Gene Ontology annotation, cellular component: autophagosome; endoplasmic reticulum membrane. The transcript is spliced from 7 exons. Gene Ontology annotation, biological process: positive regulation of type I interferon production; activation of innate immune response; positive regulation of macroautophagy. The record is from RefSeq and is a predicted model, not a curated record. The coding region runs from base 150 to 1346 and encodes 398 amino acids. Gene Ontology annotation, molecular function: 2',3'-cyclic GMP-AMP binding; cyclic-di-GMP binding. Lineage: Eukaryota; Metazoa; Chordata; Actinopteri; Osteoglossiformes; Osteoglossidae.
GCUCUUCUGGCGAGUGGCGUUCGCGUUCGCAUCUCAGUAGGCAGACGGAGAAUCGGACGACCUCUCGAACCCGCGUCCGAACUGCCGAUCCCGGGCAAAAAGCGAAGCAGUCGCAUCUGGAGCUGGGAUUCGGACUCCUUGUAAAGAAGAUGAUGUGUCAGGGCAGAGCGGCACCGCUUGUUCCUCCGGCUCGCAAGUGUUCGUCCUUGAAGUGGGGAGCGGGACUCGUCGCUUUGUCUCUCACGGUGACGACCACACAGAUGCAGUGGGUCUCCUACACUCAAGCCACCACGCUGGCCCUGGGCCUCUCCUUGGGGAUGGUCCUCAGUGGCCUCUGCCUGAUCGCGGAAGAGUACUUCUAUCGUAAGAGGUACCACAUCAAGGUUCCCAUGGAGGUGAAUUCCUUCCUUUGCAAGGCCCCCAUGAGCGCCGCCAUAAUGUUCCUCAUGGCGAUCACCGGAGGCGUUCGACUGAAGCCGGAAGACUGGCUCUCCGUGGUAGUCGUGUGCAGCAUCUUCAUCAUCCUGAAGUCCUUGGGCAUACUGGGUCCCACUCCAGUGGAAGUUUCCUGGAUCUGCGAGCAGCGCAAGACGGAUGUGGCCUGUGGACUGGCCUGGUCUUUCUACACGGGAUACCUGAAGCUGGUGCUUCCAAGACUCAGGGCCACCAUUGAGGAGUACCGAGCUCAGCACAGAAGCAACAUCCUGCCUCAAAGGGAUUUCUGGAAAGUCAACAUCCUCGUGCCGCUGAGCGCCUCCGUCUUCAACCAGCUGGAGGACAUGGAUCAGCGCAUCCGGUUCUAUGAGAACCUCCCAGAAACAGUGAUCGACAGGGCGGGAAUCAGGAGCCGGGUUUACAAGCACAGUGUGCACGCUGUGUACGACGACCAGAAGCGGCCCCACUACUGUGUAGUGGAGUACGCAACCCCCCUGGACACUCUACACCAGAUGUCGCACGACAGCAGGGUGGGGUUUGGAGUGAAUGAGCGCCGCCAGCAAGUCCUGCUCUUCUACCGGACCCUGAAGGAAAUCCUGGACAAUUCCCCAGAGUGCCGGAACCGCUACCAGCUCAUUCUGCUGGAUGACGACUGCGACGCAGAGGCCGACCCUCACUUCCUGUCCAAGGAGAUACUGAAAUACGUGCAGCAGCCCCAGGGAGAAGUGCUCAACGGAGCCGUCGUCCGAGAGGGCCUUCAUCGGAGGGAGGUCGGCCUCCCCAGAAACGCCACACCUCCGCAAGACUUCUUGUCCAGGCUUCCAACGCUCAUGAUCAGCAACGACGCUCCCCAGACUCUCAGGGACCCAGUGGAGGACACUUACAUACAUCCGACCCAGUGUUGCCGGUAG